CGAUCACCUGCCAGUGUUGGGAAGAAGCCCCGCCCACCUACUCUCACCUGACCCCACCAGGAAGUGAAGGGACCGAGCAGUGCGGUGCGGUGAGACAAGCUGGAACUGGUCAGCACAGUGAAAUACGUCCAAACGGAAUACAUUUUCAGAAGAGAGGUGACAGCAAUCGUCGGCGUAGUGUUCGUUUGUCUGGUCGCUGUCCGAGCAGGUUCGUCUCCAUGUGAACUCCUUUCCGACAUGCUGCCGCCUCACAAACACCUCCUGCUCCUCCUCCUCCUCGCGGGCCUGCUGCUGCUCGGCGGCGGGGCCGGAGCUCCCGUCGGGUCCGAGGCGGAGUCCUCCGCGCGGGCGGGCCGCGUCCCCUCCAGCGGGGGGUCCCUGCUGGCGAAGGAGGGGUCCAGCGCGCGGAUCGAGUGCAACGUGACCGGAGGCCACGAGGACAUCAAGUGGUACAACUCUAAAGGACAUCUGCUGGGGGACGACGCGGGCGGGAGGUGGAACCUUGAGGAGAACGGCGUCCUGAACAUCACCGUGGUCUCCUUCGAGGACCGCGGCCUCUACACCUGCGUCGCCAACGGAAGCGAAAGCUACGCCGUCACUCUCCGCGUGGCCCACACCGACAGCGGCCUGGGCCUCUACUACGUCGUCGUCUGCCUGGUGACGUUCACCGUCACCAUGAUCCUCAACGUGGCGCGCCUCUGCAUGGUCGGCAGCCACCUCAAGAAGACCGAGAGGGCCAUCAACGAGUUCUUCCGCACCGAGGGCGCGGAGAAGCUGCAGAAGGCGUUCGAGGUCGCCAAGCGCAUCCCCAUCGUCACGUCGGCCAAGACGCUGGAGCUGGCCAAGGUCACGCAGUUCAAGACCAUGGAGUUCGCCCGGCACAUGGAGGAUCUGGCCCGGAGCGUCCCCCUGCCGCCGCUCAUCCUCAACUGCCGCACGUCCACGGAGGACGUGGUGCAGACGGGGGACGCCGACGCGGGUCCCGGCGCGGAGCAGCGCGGGAAGCAGGUGUCCAGGAACCGGCAAGCGAUAGGCCCCGCCUCCGCCGGGAGAGACGACGACGACGACGACGCGGCGGCGGCGCGUCAGGCGCUGCUGCCCAGUGGGGGAAACCAUGAAGGCGGCGUCGACGUCAAAGUUUCUGUCCACACCGUGUCCGAGGGCGCCGGGGUGAGCCUCCACCAGCCAGGCUCACGCACAAGCGUGGCUUAUGAGAGCAACGUGUAGGCUGAGAAAGACGCCCUCUGAAGUGGGAGGAGCCUGGCUGCGAGGGGAGAGGCUUGUGAUUCAGGUUCUCCGUGUGGUGCAAAGACAGAGGCAGAGUCACGCUCGUUCUGCUUCCUGCACCAAAGUAUUUCCGCGGGACUUUAAGCGAAGUGCAGUGGAUCCAAUUUUGCUUUCACGGAUCCGAAGGCUGGUUCAGAACUAAUCUUUAAAAUCACAACGCAAAUAUCGACCGCCAACGGAGCUGCGAGUUGUAUUUUUCUCCUUUUAAUCUUUGGUUUUAAUGUCCGUUUAGCAGCUGAUCUGUUCUUCGGUCUGCCUCCACUUUCAUGUCUCACUCACGAGAAGAAGAGGGAGACAUUGUGUGCCGGUGCGAGUAAUUAUAUUUUGCUGUGUGCACGGCUAGAAAAGUCGGACUAUUUCUUUUCUUUUUUUCAUGUAGGUAAUGCAACGUUUUCUUUGUGUGACAUGUGAGUGGAACGUAUACAGUAAUCCAUUUACGGAAUGUUAUCUUUUUGUCAUUGUUCGCACACAGAUCAGUGCCUCUAAAUGGUGUCAGAGGGCCAAAGAAUAUGAAUUGUUCAACAUAUAUCGAGGGGGAAAAAAGUUUAAAAUGUUUUUUUGUUUCCUUUUCCAGCUUUUGAAGUAAAACACAAAGAUUCACUCUCAAAAAUCACAUUGACUCCUCACAGCCACAAGUGCAAUGUGGAUAAACAUCUUCUUUACUCAAAGAGGAAGUUGAACACCUUUUGUAGUAAUUGUUACAAUGUUUUAUUGAAUCACACUACGACUGUUAGAUACAGUAAUAAACUUUCAAUGGUU
Messenger RNA from Gasterosteus aculeatus aculeatus (three-spined stickleback), 2046 nucleotides. RefSeq names its product microfibril-associated glycoprotein 3. The record is from RefSeq and is a predicted model, not a curated record. NCBI's taxonomy places the organism in Eukaryota, Metazoa, Chordata, Actinopteri, Perciformes, Gasterosteidae.